Rhizophagus irregularis DAOM 181602=DAOM 197198 is the source of this 932-nucleotide messenger RNA. Lineage: Eukaryota; Fungi; Glomeromycota; Glomeromycetes; Glomerales; Glomeraceae. The record is from RefSeq and is a predicted model, not a curated record.
AUACCUACUAUUUUUACCAGAAUUUAUUAACGUUCUUAUUUAUCUUUUAGCUUUGAUGCGUAUUCUUUGCUACAUAACAAUCCUCUCAAGAACCAUGAUAUGCUGGAAGAUGAAUUUAUGAAUACGUACAUCCAUCCCGUUCUAAAGAGGGCACUGUGGAGGUUUUCGGGUAUUCGUUAUAUACCGGGAAACCAAGCUAUUCAAGCAUCUGCAUAUAGAAAGUCGAUCAUGAAACAAGAGGGGAAUGCAGACCGCUCAGAUGGGAUUGCGUACACCACCACCGAAAAACCGUAUGAAAUUUGUAUAGUAGAAGGUUCCAGACCAUAUGUUGUUGAUGACACGAAAGAAAUGUCCGAUUAUGUCCAAAAUGCGAGAGCAGGAAAAGAUAUAAUAAACUAUACAGUUGUAUCCGAAGUUAAAUUGAAACGAGCACCGCCACUGCAAUUCAAGUCCUAUAUGGUACAGAGCAUCGGACUAAGUCUUCGAUUUUACCUUAUGGACUAUUUGGAAAGUGUCGAUUUAUUCCCAUCUUUUUUUAGGACAGUUGUGACUUGGGCGUUGAUGGUCAGGGGCACUGAUCAAGAAUUCUGAUCAAUGAGAAACAAAAGAAGUGCGCGCUACAGUAACGCCCACAAUUUACGAGUUCUUUCAAAGAUAAAUCAUAAUAAGCCUCGUAUGGGCAAUACAAAAAUCAUUAAAGAAAAAAAAAUUAUAUAGGGCAAAGAAAUGCUGAGUAAUGAAAAAUCGUAAUGCAACUUCAAUCCUAUUAUUAUCACUUUUAUGAUUUAAUACUGUAAUACAUGUAGAAUAUUAGUAUAUCAAAAAAUUUUUUUAUAUGCCAUUGUAAAAACGUAUUUUCCAACUUUGUCCAAUGCAGUAUACUAAAUAAUAUAAGUGGAAUUAGAUAACCGAUAAAGCAUUUUGAAGUUUCA